This is a messenger RNA of Penicillium brevicompactum, 1155 nucleotides long. RefSeq lists its product as uncharacterized. The transcript has 8 exons. Gene Ontology annotation, biological process: cellular response to oxidative stress; protein phosphorylation; osmosensory signaling pathway. The record is from RefSeq and is a predicted model, not a curated record. The annotation marks the transcript as partial. Gene Ontology annotation, cellular component: nucleus; cytoplasm. Gene Ontology annotation, molecular function: MAP kinase activity; ATP binding. Lineage: Eukaryota; Fungi; Ascomycota; Eurotiomycetes; Eurotiales; Aspergillaceae.
UUAUUGGUCAAGUCUACGAUGAUGCCCUCACUCCCUUCACCUCCACCCGGAGAAGAGCUGGCCAGAUUUUCUCAGAAAUCAAUAAUGGGAACAAUAUUUGAGACCACACAGCGAUAUACUGAGUGGAAGCCCAUAGGUCUCGGAGUCUCUGGACUUGUCUGCUCAGCUCGAGACCGGAUUGGUCACCGCACCGUGGCUGUCAAGAAACUCGCCGAUCCAUUUGUCACCGAUGCUGUCGCAAGGCACAUGUAUCGGGAGAUUAAGCUACUGCGACAGCUACACCAUGAGAAUAUCAUCAACCUUACCGACAUCUUUAUCUCUCCCUCCGAAGACAUAUACCUCGUCACCGAACUAAUGACCACCGAUCUAAACGCAAUCCUGAAAGCGAAAAAGGUCGAAGAACAAUUCGCGCAGUACUUCAUGUACCAAAUAAUGCGCGGCCUGAAAUAUCUCCAUUCAGCAGGCGUUGUCCACCGGGACUUGAAACCAAGCAAUAUCCUAGUAAACGAGAACUGCGACUUGAAAAUAUGCGACUUUGGUCUCGCCCGAAUCCAAGACCUCCACAUGACAGGCUAUGUAUCAACGCGAUACUACCGAGCUCCCGAAAUAAUGCUCACAUGGCGAAAAUAUAACGAGAAAGUGGAUAUCUGGAGCGCGGGCUGUAUUUUUGCUGAAUUAUUGCUUGGGGAACCUCUUUUCCCCGGGAAGAAUCACAUCAACCAAUUCUGCGUCAUCACUGAUAUUCUCGGCAAUCCGCCGAGGGAAGUGAUUGCAAAUGUUUCUAGCGAAAAUACUCUGAAUUUUAUCAAAUCGCUCCCUAAGCGAGACUGCAAGCCUAUGUCUCAGGUUAUUCCCCAAGCGAGUGCCGAAGCAACCACGUUAAUCGAGCAAAUGCUGCAGUUUAAUCCUGAUACGCGAAUUUCCGCCUCUGCUGCUCUGCAAUUACCCUAUCUUGCGCCCUAUCACGAUCCCACCGAUGAGCCAGUUGCGACUGAGACCUUCGAUUGGGCGUUCCUUGAAGCGAAUCUCCCAGCUGAUAUCUGGAAAACGAUUAUGUAUGGAGAGGUGCUAGGAUUCCAUGAACAAAUGAAUUCAAGUGGUCAGACUGGACCGAUGAAAUCGAUACACCAGGUUGAUGGAAUGGACCUGGGGUGA